Messenger RNA from Trypanosoma conorhini, 4683 nucleotides. RefSeq lists its product as uncharacterized. Bases 1 to 4683 code for a protein of 1560 amino acids. Gene Ontology annotation, biological process: telomere maintenance via recombination. The transcript has a single exon. Gene Ontology annotation, cellular component: telomerase holoenzyme complex. Gene Ontology annotation, molecular function: telomerase activity; telomerase RNA binding; protein binding. The record is from RefSeq and is a predicted model, not a curated record. Lineage: Eukaryota; Euglenozoa; Kinetoplastea; Trypanosomatida; Trypanosomatidae.
AUGGCCAGCGUGCACAGCCCCGUGCUGCUGCCCUCUAAGAUUAGGCCGCAGUCAACUGAGAGGCGAGCUCCUGGCGUGACGGAUUCCGCGGCGUACGAUGAACUCGUCCACAACUACGCCACCCUCAAGGCGAAGGUGAACACCGUGCUGGUAAGCAAUGCCGACACAAUUCGCCACGGCCCUGUCGUCGACCUCACACGGAACUACGUCGGUGCCAUGGGUCUGCAGGCCAUGACGAGCCUCCUCGCGAAAAACGACCGGCUGCAGGAGCUGCACUUACCAGGCAGUGGGCUCAGCAACGACUCUGUGGUCUUUUUCUGCCGCGCGAUGAUGAAGCAUCCACGCCUCGCACGCUUGGACUUUUCGCGUAACGACAUCUCACUCGCCGCCGGACUUGCACUCCUUUCCUUGGCGCAGCAGAAUCGCAGCGUGGUUGACGUUAACCUAAGUGGGACGCAGGUGCCAGACGCCGUCAUGAAGAAGCUUCAGUUCGCGCUGGAGCAAAACAGUUUGCGCGCCGCCCGGGCAGUGGCGGUGGCGGCACCGCGUGGCGCAGCAGCCGGCACAUCGCCGGCGACACGCAACACCGAGGCUGGCUUCACUUUCACACUUCGUGAGACGGUUCGAAAGGCGGAGUGGGGGCGUCGGGAGAAGGAGGCGCUGGAACGCCUGACGGCCCUCACACACGCCGCGGCAAACGCACCAGGCGAGCACGCCAAGUUUGUUCCCCUUCCAGACAGUGACUCCGGCUGGCGGCUGCUGGAGGUGGCUAUCCUGGCCCCGCCUUUUCUCUUUGAGUCCGAGGUGGCGUUGCUCGUGCAGAGUGUAUUCCCGCGUCUCAACGAGGAGUUGCUGGACCGCAAGGUGCACCUUCUUCCCCUCCUGGACCCGCCCGAUGAACCCGCGGGGGCAUAUCUGAGGCAGCUGCGCUUUGCCAUCGCGGCGGACGUCCUGCGCAACGUGGAGAAGUCCCGGCUGUUGACAAUUGAGUUAGUUGGGGACCGUGCCGGGGAGUAUGAGCAGCUUCCCGCAAACGAGAUAGUAAAAAGACCGCAGCUGCUGCAGUCGCUGCGUCGGCAGGACGGCAGGACCGACCCCAUCCGUGCUGAGAGUAAGGCGGCCCCGCCGUUACGGCCCGUUCUGCAAAAGGCACAUGAGUUGGCGACGGCGCUGUCAAGCUGGAUCAUUAUUGCCGCGCGCAAAGACACACGCAGGAUCGGCGUACCGCCCCCACUCGCCCCACUGCUUACCGAAGAACCCCCCGUGGAGCACCCGGAUUACCUUCAGGCACAAAUUCGGCGAACUGUUACAAUUGGCUCCGACGUGGUGUGUGGAGCACAGAGGAUUGAGUGCGAUGCCUCACUGAAGGCGAAGAAAUGGCAGGAACAUCAGCUGUUUCGCGAGACUUUGUUGGAUACGGCCCCGGUACAAGACUUGGUCAUUCGCAACUACAACGCCACCUUUGACUUCUGCGGCGAUGACGGUCAGGUGCACUUUAAAAACCUGGAGGAGUUUGUAGAUGCCGUGCACAAACGCAUCCUGCUCAUCAUGCUGGCACAUUUCCCACGCUGUGACGACAGCCAUCCGGCGUCUUACCAGGGCCCCAACUUCAACAAGUUUGGGGCGAGGAAGUUGGAGUUGUACCACAAGCGUCUGCGUGUUUUGCUCGACGCGUGUGUGGAACAUGCCUUUGUGAAAAAGAGCAUCACCGACCGCCUGAGUUUGUACAUUGUUACGCCGCCUAGCCGAAAUGUAUUCCUCUUGCACGGGUCUGAGCCUGUGCCGGUGACGGCACUCCUUGGGUCGUUUGCCUCGCGUUUACUCGCAAGGGAUGCACAGAAGUUACGCAUCGCGUUUCACACGACCCUUGCGGCGUCGCUCACAGAGGAGCCCACCGAUUUACGUGAGAUUAUCUGCCACGUCAUCCUUCAGCUCUCCCCAGACCAGGACCUUUACAGGCGGGCGGUUGCCGAGGUCGACAUCGUGCGUCUUCAGCAGCUCCUCGGCGACAUACUCACGGGUAAGACGAAAACCGCGGAGGCGUUUACGAAGGGAGGCGGCGGCGGCGAUGCCCCCAUCACUGUGGUGAUUCUUGACGGCCUGGAUCGGGUCCUCCCCAACGUUGCGCCAUGCAAGGCUCUGCGCCUCUCAAGCGACACGGGAAAGGACGUCUGGGGGACGCCCGAGCCAACGCCCCAGCAGUUUGACAAGUAUGGAUACAUUCCGCUCUGCCUUUCGCGUAAUGUGCGUCUGGUGUUGGGCUGUGAAACAAAUUCGGAUAUGUAUCGCCGGUUUGAAUCACGUGGGCGUGACAGUGCCGAACUUCUCUCCUUGGGGCCCAUCACACCGAACGACUUUGACGAGAUGCUCCGUCCGGAUAUACUUUCAAAGAUGGGUGUGACCCUCUCCGACGAUGACUUUGUGGUGAUCCGCAAGAAGGAGGAAGCCCUUUGCCCGGAAUACAUCAUGUUUGUGGUGGACGCACUGCGCAGCUUUAACGAGGUGCCCGGAAUCGAGACGCGGGCUGUCAUGGCGUCUCUGCCAGGCACCGUGAAGGGGAUGGUGCAACGGGUGUACAGCAACGUGCAGGACACCUUCGGUGUCGCGCUUGUCCGGAAGUGUUCACGGCUGCUUUUGUCCUCUCGCUGGGGCAUCUAUGAGCCACAGCUGCGCUGGAUGCUGCGCCUUUCCCAGCGAAGGUUUAACCAGCUCCUCCGCAUGAUGCGCCCCUUGCUGGAGUAUGGAGCACUGUUCUCCCUUGGCAUUAGAGAGGGAAAUGCCUUGCACCCACGUCUCUGGAUCCGGUCACGAGAAUUUCGUGCCCUACUCGAGCAGGAGGAUCUGCAGCAGGAGGGGGCGGAGGAGGACCAGAAGGUGUGGCACGACAUGCUGACGCACUGCUACCUCAACGUGGUGCAUGACGUUAUUGAGCGAGAGAAGGCACCGCCAAUGUUCGGGCUAAGCUCGACAAGCCCUUAUGAACGCAUGUCAGUGAAGGAGCUGCCGUACCACGUGGUACAGGCGCAGGCGUGGCACAUCCUGUUCCGUAGUGUCUUGUCUAUGCCCUUUUUGAUGCUUGUGUACCGCAACACGCUUGGCUACCACCUCGUGCGGGAGCUCAUUCCUGCCUUCAAUACCCUGUACGAGAUGUAUGAACUGGGGGAGCUUGCGAGGGACACGGAUGACCUGGAUGGGGAGAAACCCACCUCACUCCUGCGGCUGCGCGACUACAUUUACUUUUUGCGUCAUUAUAACGCGCGACUUACGGAGUUUCCACAACUUGUGCUGCAAACGGCGAUAGAAAGCGCAGCACAGUUUACCUUUGUUGGCAGUGACGCGAAGGAAUACGUCACGCGCAAGAUGAGUCAUCAUGCGCCUCUCCAGCAACGUCGCACCAUGUUUUUUGAGGUAGUCGCAUGCGCGAAGCCGACGAUUCACCACGGCGCGGUGACGGCCUGUUUGUUUUCGCCCAAAGGCAACCGCGUCACCACUGGCAGCGUGGACCGAAGUGUUUGCAGCGUGAGUACGGUGAAGGGCGUGGUCACGGCACAGGCACGACAGGCGCCGACGAGGGUGGAAGAGCUGCUCUACUGUGAAACUGGCUCCUACCACGCUGCUAUCUGCCACGACCGCACCCUGCUUAUUUACGAUAGCGCCCAGUUGAAGCUCGUGUCGCGGUGCGACGGCGGGGUAUUUGGAGCGCCCCUUACAUCGGUCGCUUUUUCCGCCCGGGGGCGCUUUUAUUUGGUGGCGACGGAGGACCUCCACCUGCGGGUCUUUGAUACCGAGAAGAGUAAAUUGCUGUUGCACGUGGAUCAGCGCCAGUUCCUUCCUGAAGGCGACAUCGCUGGAGGUGUCAAUCUUCUUCGCGGCUACGCCUGCGUUCUGCCGCACCGAGUCGAAGACGAGUUGUUCCACGCCACGUGCCACAAUGUGCUGACGACGUGGCAGCUGAGUUCGACACGACACGAAUUUGUGCAGGAGUCGCGCCAGGAGGUCGCCUUUACGGUGAGCUCGGGAAGGGCUGUGCUGGCCGGAACACACCUGCUGCUGCACCCCACUCCGUUUCCCGCCCCUGCAGACGGGCGACGGGCGCCUCCACGUUUUGUGCACUUAUACAGUCUCUCGCAGGGGCGCGAGGUGGCGGUGCUGACGAGCCCUGGUAGCCAACUCCUGUACCAAUUGUCCGCAAAUGAGAGGCUGCUCGCAAGUGCGAUAGACGACGGAUCUGUGGUCAUCCACCAACUUCCGUGGGCGACGCUUCAAGCGGAGGAGCUGAAUACGGUGGCGAUACCGCCGACGAUGGAGCUUGCGGCCUACCGUGCAUCACCCACGCCGACCGUGAAGGCACUGCGCUUUCGCGGAGACAGCCAGGCUCUCUUUGCCCUGGGCAACCGCUUUGAAAUGAAGUUCUGGGCCUUGCCACGGCGUCUGCUGUUCGGCGGUAACGAGGGGAAGACCCCCAGCACCGGUGAGGGGCACCCGGCGGAGGAUGCCAGCGCCAAUAAAGCGGAGGAAAAGGAACUCGUGGAGGGUGUCGCCGACGGCGAGUUCGUGCUAGAGCCCGCGGAGGUCACCUCGUGGGAUGUAGUGCAGGUGCCGCGCACGCAAGAUGCCGAGGUGGUGUUUGGUGACUCCACUGGGCGUUUGACGAUGCUGCGGCAAUGGAGCCCGCUGAUGUAA